UGGUGCUUGAAAAUCUGAUAGACAAGUUAGAAUUAAGUGUUGCUAAAGAAAAACAUGCAAGAUUUAAGUUAUCACUGUUGAAACACAUAUACAUUCGGUAUUCUAAUCAUUUGGAAACCAUUAAUAUGAACUUAAUGAUAAUAAAUGACAAGAACAG
Messenger RNA from Racocetra persica, 157 nucleotides. The record is from the annotation of a GenBank genome assembly. NCBI's taxonomy places the organism in Eukaryota, Fungi, Glomeromycota, Glomeromycetes, Diversisporales, Gigasporaceae.